GGGCUGGGAGGAUGGGAGAGACAAUGACCCUUCAAAACGGGCCGGUCUCGGGGACGGAGAGGUUGACGGCUUUAGGACCGAGGCCCGGCAGCGGGAGGCUGCGCAAUGGGGUGGAGGGAACCGGAGCUAAAUUUGGGACCAUGGGAGCGAGGAUUGGGACUGACUCAAAUCCGGAGGCUCUGGGGGUAACAGGGCGGGUCCUCUGAUUCGGAACCAGAUCUGUGGUAUGCAGUUGGGUUCCAAGGCUGAAAGAGGGAGAUGUAGUAGUUAAUUUAUUAUUCGUUGCUAGGUUUGGAAACUUGGGUCCGUUUUGGGAUGUGAAGACCUGGGGCGAGGCACCUAAAGGGUGGGAUUUAGAGGCCCAAGGCUAAAGGCCAGGUAAGAAUUUAGGCUUAGUCCCCCCUCACAUCCCAGGCACGAGUUUGGAACCUUGGAGCUGACCUUUGAGUCAGAGGUCAAGAGAUCAGAAGGACACCAGGCAGGAAAAAUGGCCUAGUUGUGGAGAAGGUCUUGGAGUCAGAACACAACAGGAAAAGCCUGUGGUGGGACAGGGAAGGCUCAGAGCUCGGAGGCCGUCGGGAGCCGCGAUCUCGGUGGGAUCGGGAAUGGAGUCAGAAAGUACAGCGCACUUCCCUUCCCCAAAAUGGCGGCCGCCGCCCACAACCUUUCCCGUCUGACAGGUAGGCCUUGCGUGGGUCCCCGCCCCUUUAGCGACCACGUGACAGAGCGCUGGCCCACAGGGGAGAGGUGGGGCUUCCAGAGGACGCCUCCGAAGAGACCGCCGCGCGAGCCGCGACCCUAUUGGCCAGAAACGCACUCUUCACUGAUUGGCCUGAAGGCUUGCGGGGAAUGGCGGAGUUUUUCUCCUGAGGCGGGAACCUCAAGUGCCCUUUUGAUUGGCAAAUUUUGGGUCGAGAUUGUCGAGAUCUGUCCCGAGAUUGGAUUGGCAAAGUCGGGCGAGACUUACUCUGAUUGGUCAAGCUACCAAAUUUCCGCGCGGGGAUUGGCUUGCAGAACGAUAAAGGCGGAGCAGGAAAGAAAGCUUCGCGCUGGGCAUUCAGAAGCAGCCACUAGACUAGCCGGACCUGUAGCGCCAUUGCCUGCCGCGGCACCUCCCUCCAUGGCAGUUCCCGAGACCCGACCCAACCAUACUAUUUAUAUAAACAACCUCAAUGAGAAGAUCAAGAAGGAUGGUGAGUUCUCGAAGGAGACCAGACUCCAGGCUGUCUCGCACGGGCCUCUUUCAUCCCCAGCAUCUACUUCUGCAGCCAUCUCUUUCAGAGCUGAAGAAGUCCCUGUAUGCUAUCUUCUCCCAGUUUGGCCAGAUCCUGGAUAUCCUGGUGUCACGGAGCCUGAAAAUGAGGGGCCAAGCCUUUGUCAUCUUUAAGGAGGUCAGCAGCGCCACCAACGCC
This is a messenger RNA of Myotis lucifugus (little brown bat), 1412 nucleotides long. RefSeq names its product small nuclear ribonucleoprotein polypeptide A (gene SNRPA). Gene Ontology annotation, biological process: mRNA splicing, via spliceosome. Gene Ontology annotation, cellular component: U1 snRNP. The record is from RefSeq and is a predicted model, not a curated record. NCBI's taxonomy places the organism in Eukaryota, Metazoa, Chordata, Mammalia, Chiroptera, Vespertilionidae. The coding region runs from base 644 to 1387 and encodes 247 amino acids. The transcript has 3 exons. Gene Ontology annotation, molecular function: U1 snRNA binding.